Dryobates pubescens (Downy woodpecker) is the source of this 650-nucleotide messenger RNA. RefSeq names its product V-set domain containing T cell activation inhibitor 1 (gene VTCN1). NCBI's taxonomy places the organism in Eukaryota, Metazoa, Chordata, Aves, Piciformes, Picidae. The record is from RefSeq and is a predicted model, not a curated record.
CCAGACAGCGUGAGUGCAGUGAUUGUCGUCCUGGCUGCGGUGAUCGUCCUGAUCAUCGGGUUUGGUGUCUUGGGCAAGCACUCCAGCAGCGUGAUGACGCUGAUGUCUCCCGGGAACAUCGGCCAGCGCGGCGUCCUGGGCUGCACUUUCGAGCCCGACAUCGGGCUGAGCAGCAUUGCUGGAGCUCCCAAAGCUUUCAGCAUUCCCAAGGUGCACAUGGAGAACAGCAGCAGUGGGGACACCUUACAGUGCGAAGCACCACGCUGGUUCCCUCAACCUGCUGUGCACUGGACAGCUGCAGCAACUCUGUCCAGCACCAGCACCAGCUACGAGCUGAACCCUGAAAACAUCACUCUGAAAGUGGUUUCCUUUCUGCACAAUGUUACUACUAAUGUCACCUACACCUGUGUGAUUGAGAACAACAUUGCCAAGGCUACAGGCAACAUCAAAGUGACAGAUUUCAGCAUUACAAGGAGGACCAACUUGCAGCUGGUGAACCUGAAAGCAAAGUCAAUGUCUUACUCCCUUCCAGCUUAUCACUGGACACUUCUGCUUCCCCUGUAUCUGCUGUUGAGAUAAAGUCUCUAUAAAACAACCAGAAACACUGCUGGACCUGGAGGUAAGCUUGGAAAUGAAAACUCUGAAGUAUA